Molecule: messenger RNA, 249 nt
Organism: Eruca vesicaria subsp. sativa (arugula)
Lineage: Eukaryota; Viridiplantae; Streptophyta; Magnoliopsida; Brassicales; Brassicaceae
Source: the annotation of a GenBank genome assembly
AUGGUGUCGGAGUGUUGUUGGCUGACAGCUGGAGGAACUGCAACGAGUGUGGAUAAUGCAAGGACUUAUGUGAAUAAUUUGAUACAAACCGUGAAGAUUGGAUCUCCGAGGAGGCCAUUGAGACCUAUUGAAGUAUUGAGACAUAUAUUGGGUAUGUUCGAUGAGAAUCAGAAGAGUCCUGAGGUUGAAAAGUUUUUUGGAAUGUUUCUUCCUAAUCAACAAGCUAAGUAUGGUGUCAAAUUUAACUAA